Messenger RNA from Echinostoma caproni, 396 nucleotides. NCBI's taxonomy places the organism in Eukaryota, Metazoa, Platyhelminthes, Trematoda, Plagiorchiida, Echinostomatidae. The record is from the annotation of a GenBank genome assembly.
AGGCUGAUUUUUUUGCAGGUGUUUUUAAAACAACACUCGCUUCACUUGGGUUGUUUGGAUGACCGUAUAUGGAAAUGCAUGAAAAAUUGUGAUGUUAAUGCUGUUGAUCGCUGGGAUUUUUAUAAUAAUGGAGCAUUCUAUCAUGGAGCCAAGGAACUACCAGCAGCUGGGCCCCCCUUCGGAGAGUCUGAUGUCAUUGGUUGUGGUGUGAACUUCGUCACAAAUUCAGUAUUUUUCACGAAGAACGGUGUGUUCAUGGGCCCAAUCAGUACGGGAAAAAAGCUGGUGAGCAUUUCAUCUGAAGCUCUUUGUGCUCUCAAUUUUCACUUGAUCAACGAUUACAGAUCCAAAAUGAUCAAUGUCGUAAUCAUUUGCUUAUCAACAAGACGAAAAUAG